Molecule: messenger RNA, 561 nt
Organism: Salvia miltiorrhiza (redroot sage)
Lineage: Eukaryota; Viridiplantae; Streptophyta; Magnoliopsida; Lamiales; Lamiaceae
Exons: 1
Coding region: 1-561 (186 amino acids)
Source: RefSeq, a predicted model, not a curated record
AUGCCACCCCGUAGAGCCCCUACCGAUCAACAAAACGGGAUGCAAGAAUUUAUCGCCGCAAUGCAAGGAUUCUUUCAACAACAAGCUCAAGGUGCGCAAAACCCACAACGCAAUAACACAAGCGUAGUCGUAGAGCAGUUCCGACGUUAUAAUCCACCAAGAUUUGACGGGAGGAGCGGACCCCUAGCAAUGGAGGAAUGGAUAAGAGAGCUGGAGAGAAUAUUUGAACAUAUCGAGUGCACCGAUGCCCACAACGUUUCAUGUGCUCUCUUUCAAUUAUGCGAGGAUGCUAGCCAUUGGUGGGAGUCCUUUAAGCAAUCCAUGACUGAGCAAGCGCGACAAGGGUUGACAUGGAAUAGGUUCAAGGAGAUUGUGACCAACCAAUACUUUCCACGCCCCUACCGCAAUCAAAAGGAGGCCGAAUUCUUGGAUCUCAAACAAGGAGGGCUGUCCAUCACCGACUACGAGAGAAAGUUCAACCAACUUUCACGCUAUGCCACACGCCUAGUCAACACCAAUGACCAAAAGGCGGAUAGGUUCUUAAGGGGACUACGACCAUAA